AUAAACUAACAUGCUUCUUUAAAAUAAAUGAAUUAAAGCUACAAUUACUUAAUAGAUGUCUGAUUUCUCAGUAAGGCACUGGUAUGUAACCAUUUCUUCUGUAUCACAUCCCCCCAAACUUACUUUGAAAAAUGUCUCCAACCAACCAGAGGCCGCCUUUGCUUUAUGCAGGAUGUUUAUGUUUGGAGGUAUAGGUUCUCAGUUCCCUCCUUUUAACCCCCUCAGUGCACACACACACACCAACACACACACUUUCACUCUUUCUCAUUUACCUCCAUUUAAUACCCACGCCUGACAAGUGACAAAGCAAAGCGCGGCUUUUGAAAUGAUUACAAAGCUAGACAGGGCACUGUUACCCAAAAAAAAGUUCAUCUAUCAUUACAAAAACAUGCGCUGGGCAAGAGGUCGGUGUGAGACAUAUCUCUGCUUUGUGGUGAAGAGGCGAGUGGGCCCAGACUCCAUAUCCUUUGACUUUGGACAUCUCCGCAACCGCAAUGGCUGCCAUGUGGAGGUGUUGUUUCUACGCUACCUGGGAACUUUGUGCCCCGGCCUGUGGGGUUAUGGAGUCACCGGUGAGAAAAAAGUCAGCUACUCCAUCACCUGGUUUUGCUCCUGGUCUCCCUGUGCAAACUGCUCCUUCCGACUCGCUCAGUUCCUCAACCAGACCCCAAACCUGCGCCUCAGAAUCUUUGUGUCCCGGCUUUAUUUCUGCGACUUGGAGGACAGCCGUGAAAGAGAGGGUUUGAGAACACUGAAAAAAGCUGGCGUGCACAUCACAGUCAUGAGUUACAAAGAUUACUUCUAUUGCUGGCAGACCUUUGUUGCCCGGAAUCAAAGCAAGUUCAAGGCUUGGGAUGGGCUGCAUCAAAACUACAUCCGCCUAUCAAGGAAACUCAACCGCAUUCUUCAGCCCUGUGAGACAGAAGAUUUAAGAGAUGCCUUCAGGCUUCUUGGACUGUAAAGUAUUUCCCUGAGCCCCUCUGGUACUUUCAGAACCUAAGAAUUAGACGUCAGUGUUGGUCUAUCACUACAGAAAACUGCAAAACUGAGAACUGAAAAAAACUGAGAAAAAAAAAUGCUUUAACGAUGUAGCAAGGCUGAUGUCGGGUAGCUUCUGCUUGCUUUUUCUAUGGCUAAAUGAAAAUGUAAAAAUAAAAUAAUA
Molecule: messenger RNA, 1162 nt
Organism: Cyprinodon tularosa
Lineage: Eukaryota; Metazoa; Chordata; Actinopteri; Cyprinodontiformes; Cyprinodontidae
Gene: aicda
Product: activation-induced cytidine deaminase
Exons: 5
Coding region: 326-961 (211 amino acids)
Biological process (GO): cytidine to uridine editing
Cellular component (GO): nucleus; cytoplasm
Molecular function (GO): zinc ion binding; cytidine deaminase activity; RNA binding
Source: RefSeq, a predicted model, not a curated record